AGAUCGCCACGUACACUCCUAAUCACCGUCUUGAUCAUCGUCGGGGCUGUUACGGCUAAUUUACAGACGCCACCAUCUCGAGCCUCCCCGUUCCCCAUUGCACCGAUAUGAUCCCACGGAGAUCCACAAGAUCCCUUCUCCUCACGGCCGCCUCGCGUGUCUCCCGCCUCCCUUCUGCUGCCGCGACUAACCCCGCCGCCGCACUACUCCGCCCGCCACCGGAUACGUCGGAGUCCGAAUCCGGCCCUUUCAGGUCGGUCCUAUCUUCUUUCCUUCCCUUUUCACCGCUCCGCGUUGGCGGUUCCCGGAGCUUCGCCUACUGGUCCUCUGCGGAAAGAGUUUGCGUGAGAUUUUGUAAACGGCGGUUGUCUAGUCAGGCGCGGGUUGAUGCCGCCGGCGGUGAGGUGGUGGACGUUCCUCUAGCGCAGACUGGGGAAGGGAUUGCUGAAUGCGAACUCUUAAAAUGGUUUGUAAGCGAGGGUGAUAUAGUAGAAGAGUUUCAGAGACUCUGUGAAGUGCAGAGUGACAAAGCAACUAUAGAAAUAACUAGCCGGUUUAAAGGAAAAGUUGUUCAGAUGCUUUGCAUACCUGGUGACAUUGUAAAGGUUGGGGAAACUUUGGUGAAGAUACAAGUUGAUGAUUCUCAAACUCCUUUCACAUCUGCAGGAGAUAUAAAUGUUACAUCUGGAGGUGUCUGUUUGACUGAUCCUGAUUCCCCAAUAUCACCUAAAGCAGAAGCAUCUGGAGGUGUCCUAUCUACUCCUGCUGUAAGGAAUCUUGCCAAAGAGUUGGGCCUUGUCUUAAAUGAUAUUCCUGGGACAGGAAAGGAUGGGCGGAUUCUCAAAGAAGAUGUCCUUACAUAUGCUACAAGCAAGGGUCAUUGCAAAGAACAAUCAUUUUCUUCAGAUAGUAUUGAUGGGCACACUAAUGAACUUGAGCUGCUAAACCAAGAUAAAGGGUUUUAUGAAGAUAAUGUUGAUGAUGUACAACAUGAAGACAAGAUAAUUCCAGUCAGGGGAUUCCAAAGGUCUAUGGUUAAAUCAAUGACCAUGGCUGCAAAGGUGCCACACUUUCACUAUGUUGAGGAAAUAAAUUUUGAUGCCCUUGUAGAGCUUAAAGCAGCAUUUCAGACUGCAAAUAAGGAUCAGAAUGUGAAGCACACGUAUCUUCCAUUUCUGAUAAAGUCUCUUUCAAUGGCAUUGAAUAAAUAUCCCCUACUAAACAGUUCCUUCAAUGACGAAACCAAUGAAAUCUUCUUGAAAGGUUAUCAUAAUAUAGGUAUAGCGAUGGCAACUACAUAUGGUCUUGUUGUGCCAAACAUAAAGAAGGUUCAAUCACUUACAAUAUUGGAGAUCACCAAGGAACUGGCCAGAUUACAGCAAAUGGCAUCAAGCAACAAGCUAAAUACUGAAGAUAUUACCGGGGGAACACUGACUUUGAGCAACAUUGGAGCUGUUGGCGGCAAGUUUGGUUCACCACUUCUUAACUUACCUGAAGUUGCAAUUAUUGCCAUUGGACAAAUUCAAAGACUUCCUCGUUUUGAUGACGACGACAAUAUUUAUCCAGCUUCAGUAGCCUCAGUUACUGUUGGAGCUGACCACAGGAUUGUUGAUGGAGCUACAGUUGCUAGAUUCUGCAACGAGUGGAAAUUGUUGAUAGAAAAACCAGAGUUGCUCUUGCUACACAUGAAGUGAUCCUUCUAGGAUGAUAGCGCUGGCUCUCGAUCAACGUAACUUUGGCAUCUUGGAUGCAUAUAUUUAUGAUGAUGCCAUCUCAGAAACGCUGACCGUAAGGUUUUAAAAUAAAGGUCAAGGUAUUAGUUAUCUUAUGUAUUUUAAUUGGGUUAUGAGCCGAUCCCCAAAGUGGCGAUUGUCGAGGAAUGUAUUACUCAUAAAUCAAUUGGAAACUCGUGUUCUCGCCGAA
Zingiber officinale is the source of this 1923-nucleotide messenger RNA. Its product is annotated as lipoamide acyltransferase component of branched-chain alpha-keto acid dehydrogenase complex, mitochondrial-like. The transcript has 8 exons. Gene Ontology annotation, molecular function: acetyltransferase activity; lipoic acid binding. The record is from RefSeq and is a predicted model, not a curated record. Gene Ontology annotation, cellular component: mitochondrion; cytoplasm. Lineage: Eukaryota; Viridiplantae; Streptophyta; Magnoliopsida; Zingiberales; Zingiberaceae. The coding region runs from base 108 to 1694 and encodes 528 amino acids.